Trematosphaeria pertusa is the source of this 6587-nucleotide messenger RNA. RefSeq lists its product as uncharacterized. NCBI's taxonomy places the organism in Eukaryota, Fungi, Ascomycota, Dothideomycetes, Pleosporales, Trematosphaeriaceae. The record is from RefSeq and is a predicted model, not a curated record. Bases 56 to 6508 code for a protein of 2150 amino acids. The transcript is spliced from 2 exons. Gene Ontology annotation, biological process: secondary metabolite biosynthetic process; fatty acid biosynthetic process. Gene Ontology annotation, molecular function: fatty acid synthase activity; zinc ion binding; phosphopantetheine binding.
CUCUGUCGUCGUUGGGUGUGCCGCCAACUCAGACGGCCGGACUAUUCCUGCCUCUAUGCCCAGCGCGGCAGCACAGGCGACGCUGAUCCGGCGCACCUACGCGCUGGCGGGCCUGCAGGACGUGGGCAAGACGGGGCUGUUCGAGUGCCAUGCCACGGGGACUGUGACGGGCGACCCAAUCGAGUGCGCUGCCAUUGCUGAUGUCUUCGGUCAUGUGGGCGUUCACGUCGGCACCGUGAAGCCGAACAUGGGCCAUUCCGAGGCUGCGUCCGGGCUGACGGCUAUACUCAAAGCCACGCUGGCGUUGGAACAUCGUACUAUACCGCCCAACAUCAAGUACGCCCCGCUCAACCCGCGCAUCCCCUUUGAACGCGCGCAGCUGCACAUUCCCACCGAGCCGACGCCAUGGCCGCAGGGCCGCGAAGAGCGUGCAAGCGUCAACUCGUUCGGCAUCGGCGGCAGCAACGCCCACGCCAUCCUCGAGUCGCCCGUGCGUUUCAUGCCACCGUCGUCUCCAUCGCCAGAUGCACCAUCGCAAGAUGCGCCCCAACUAUUGCUGUUCUCCGCAAACACGGCCCCGGCUCUCAAGGACGUGUGCCGCGUCUACGAGAACCUGUUCGAGACGCCGACCCAUCUUGUCGCCGACAUUGCCUACACGCUUGCCAACGGCCGCGAGCACCUCUCCCACCGCUCCUUUGCAGUGGUCAGUCCCACCAAGUUCGAGCAAGGCGUUUCGCUGUCCACGUCCGCGAAGAAGGGUGCGACGCUGGAACCCCAUGUCGUUCUGGUCUUCACCGGCCAGGGCGCCGCAUGGCCGCAGAUGGGACGUGACUUGGUGCGCUCCAACCGCACCUUCGCCCGCACCAUCGACUCUCUGGACGCCCACCUGAAGCGCCUGGGCGCCGACUGGACCCUGAAAGACGAGCUCCUCAAACCCCCACGUACCAGCCGUGUCCACGAGGCCGAGUUCUCGCAGCCGCUCUGCACUGCGCUCCAGCUAGCCCUCGUCGAAAUGCUGGCCUCUGUGGGUGUCAAACCUCAAGCCGUGGUCGGCCAUUCAAGUGGCGAGAUUGGAGCUGCGUACGCCGCAGGUGCCCUCACCGCCGAAGAAGCCAUUGCAGUGGCCUUCCACCGCGGAGCCUCCACCAAGGGCCGGACGGAGCGCGGCGGAAUGGCUGCCGUGGGACUUGGCUGGGAAGCAGUGCAGCAGUACCUCGUUCCCGGCGUCAUCGCGGCCUGCGACAACUCACCGAGCAGUGUGACGCUUUCGGGCGAUGCCGACAAGCUAGCCGACGUUGUAGCCAGCAUCAAACAAGCGCAACCGGACAUACCAGCCACCAUGCUCAAGGUGGAGAAGGCCUACCACUCAAACCACAUGCUAGCCCUCGGAGAAGCGUACCAUCAAGCCUUGGUCGACGCCCAAGUCGUGGGCAGGCCCCCGACGAUCCCCUUCUUCUCCAGUGUGACGGGCGAACUGCUUGGAGACAGCAAGGGCAGCCAGCUGGGUCCCAAUUACUGGCAAUCCAAUCUCGAACGCCCGGUGCUAUUCAAGGCUGCUAUACAGGCCAUCCUCAAGUCCACAACCAUCAAGAACCCGGUCUUGCUGGAGCUUGGCCCGCAUUCAGCUCUUGCAGGACCAGUGAGACAGAUCUUGACGGCUGCUUCGAGCAACGCUGCCUACGUAGCAUCCCUGGUGCGUCGACAGAACAGCGCCGAGAACUUGCUGCAGGCCAUCGGGAAGCUCUACACGCUACAUGUUGCUCUAAACUUCAAAGCUCUCAUCACCGCCCCCGCUUCUCUCGUCGCUGGCUUGCCUCGUUAUCCGUGGGAUCACUCGCAAAAGUUUUGGUACAAGUCGCGAAUGUCCAAAGAGUGGCUGGGCAGAGAACACGUCCACCACCCCCUAUUGGGCUCAAAGGUAACCGCGAGCACGGACCUAGAACCUAUUUGGCGGAAUCUUCUCUCUCCCAAAACUACGCCUUGGAUCGCCCAUCAUAAACUCUCAGCGUCUAUUGUCUUCCCACUUGCUGGAUUUGCAUCCAUGGCAGCCGAGGCUGGGCGUCAAGUGAGUGGCAUUGACGACGGAGUGAGUAUUCGGAACCUUGUAGUGCACAACGCUUUGGUGAUCGAUGGCGAGGCCCCUACAGAAGUUAUUACUACCUUGCGUCGCGAGCGCUUGACCGACACUUCGACUAGCACAUGGUGGGAGUUUACCAUAUCCUCGUACAAUGGCCAUAUCUGGACCAAGCACACCACGGGCGAUGUCCGAGGCGAAACGUUCGACAGCCAGCUGGCACACAACGUGGAGUUGAAAAAUCUACCGAGGAAAGUCGACAGUGACAAAUUAUAUGAAGCAGUACGACGGGCGGGCCUUGAUUAUGGCCCCACCUUCAAUACCUUGGAAGACAUCAGGACAUCAACGACGUCCAUGACAGGGACGGCCACAAUGCGAAAUAAUCAAUGGGGAGAUGAGGCCCAAUACCAUAUGCAUCCUGUCGUCCUGGACACGUACUUUCAGCUGAUGAGCUGCUCAAUCGUUAAAGGUAUCGGCCGUGACUACCGACGAAUGGUAGCGGCGAAGAUUGAGCUUAUAACAAUCUUCCGCAGCGCCGAGGAUAAGCUCGAGAUCUUCACCGCAGCCGAACCUUCUAACGAGGGUUAUAUCGGCGAUGGCUGGGUGUGUGCGAGCUUGAAGAAGGUCUUGAGCGUUUCUGGCUCCCACGGCCACAUUUUUGACGAGCCGGUGGUGAGCGACGAGGGCACAACUUCCAUCACCGCUCGAAGCGAAUGGGUUCCCCAUAUUGAUUUCCAAAACAACAGCGAACUCAUCAAAGAGCCUCUCAGCCACGAAGAAUGCAUUCCUCUCCUAGAAGAGCUCGCCCGACUAGCCAUUUCUCUCGCCAGCGGAGCUGCUAGAAACCUCGACGUACACGCACCACACUUGGUCAAGUACAAGGAGUGGCUCCUUCAGCAUACGUCGUCAGAGCUUGGAGGUUCGGAUGCAGUCACGCUGGCACAGGAUAUUGAAACCCUGGUGAAGAGACUCGAAGCUACCCCCGCCGCACGCGCAGCAUCAGCUAUUGCCGCCAUCUCUAGCUCUAUCGGAUCUGUGUUGAAAGGAGAGAUCAUGAACGACGAUGGCAGCUUGAUAGCGUUUCUUGGAGAACAUGACAACAGCAACUACAUCCGGAGCAUCGCCCACACCAAGCCCAACGUCAGCGUCCUCGAGGUAGGCGCAGGGCUUGGGGACAAGACAUCAAGAAUUGUCAGUUGUUUGACGCGCGCUGACGGACAGCCUCUGUACUCGCAGCUCGUUGUCGCGGAUGCAUCCUUCAGCAAGGUGAACGCGAUCAAACAAGGGCUGAAGGGCGUUCCAAACGCAAAAUUUUCCGUCUUAGAUGUGAGCAGAAACCUGACGGAGCAGGGUUUUGAAUAUCAACAAUUUGAUCUCAUCAUCGCCACAAACGUCAUUAACACAGGCAACGAUAUCCAAGCAAGCUUAAAAAACCUUCGCCAACUGCUACGACCCAAUGGCAGGUUGCUUUUGCAGGAACCCCGACCCGGGCUGUUGUGGGCCAAAUUCGCCUUGGGCACUCAGCCAGGCUGGUGGUCUGACGUUGAGGAUCUGAGCCGCGCUGCCGAGCCUUUCAUGAGCGCAGAGGAAUGGCAAAAAGCCCUCGCAGCGGCUGGCUUUUCCGACGUCGAGCGCGUCAAGUCAAGCUCGGAGCAUUACACGAACAGUGUUCUACUUGCACGCCCACAGGCCCCCAAAGCGCCAAUCAAGAGAGUGACGCUGCUGGUGAGCGAUCGCAGUGCAUCUGGACCUAGUCUUAUUUCGAGCGAGCUCGAGGCUCGGGGUUAUGCUAUUGACCGCCGUUCACUGGGACAGACACUGCCACAGGGCCAGGACGUUGUUGCACUCCUUGAGGAGGAGCAACCUCUUUUCGAGGACACUGACACAGUCCGGCUUGUUCAGUUCAAAUCCCUGCUUCGCGAUCUUGGAAAUGGCGGCCUGUUGUGGGUGACGCGACUCUCCAGCGUUGGCUGCACCGAUCCGAGGUACGCCCAAGUCGUUGGUCUAGCGCGGACGCUCCGUUCGGAGAUGUCCAUUGACUUUGCGAUUUUGGAGACAGACAAGGUCGUGUCUCCGGCAGGGGCAAGCGCAGUGGCCAAUGUGGUGAGCAAGUUUCAGACAAGAGAAGACGACGGUGUGCUAGGACCUGAUCUUGAAUAUGCCAUCCACAAAGGCCAAACGCUCGUCAACCGCAUCUUCCCCUUCUCCCUCGACGAGGAACUGCUUGUGUCGCAAGACUCAGACGAGGCUGCUCUGACCCAGCAGCACCCAGGCCGUCUUAACACGCUGACCUGGUCAGUCACGUCUUCGGCCCCUCCAAAAGAUAACGAGGUCGAGGUCGAGAUAUAUGCCACCGGGCUGAACUUUAGAGACGUCUUGGUGGGCAUGCAGAUUAUCCCCGGGCGUCACCCCACAUUUGGUUACGAAGCUUCUGGAGUUGUCCGCCGUGUAGGCCCCAAGGCAACUAGACUCGCCGUGGGCGACCGUGUCGUUACCUUAGCAUCCAACCUGCUCUCCACGGUGACGACAAGCCCCGAAACCCAUUACGAGAUGCUGCCUGAACAUGUCAGCUUUGUCGAGGGCGCCUCCAUUCCCCUCAUCUUCGUCACUGCCAUUUACGGUCUUCGCGACGUUGGGCGUCUCUCUAAGGGCCAGUCAGUUUUGAUUCACAGCGGCGCGGGUGGGGUUGGGCUUGCUGCCAUCCAGGUAGCCCGCAUGCUCGGCGUCGAGAUCUACACCACCGUCGGCAGCGAGAGGAAGGUGCAGUACUUGACGGACACUUAUGGCAUUCCAAGAAACCGCAUAUUCAACUCAAGAGACUCUUCCUUUGUUGAUGACGUGCUGCGCGAGACUAGUGGAAGGGGGGUAGACGUGGUGCUCAACUCGCUUACUGGAGAGCUUCUGCACGCAACUUGGAAGUGUGUUGCGAAAUGGGGUACCAUGGUGGAGAUUGGGAAGCGCGAUCUUUUGGGGAAUGCGCGACUUGACAUGGGCCCCUUCCUGGCCAACCGCAACUAUUGCUGCUUCGACAUUGACCUCAUGGGACAAGAACGACCUGAGCUUCUCAACCAGCUGCUCAAAUUCACCAUGGAUUGCUUUGCCCAAGGACACCUCAAGCCGAUCCGGGUGGAUCAAGUGUUUGCAGCGUCUCGAGUGCUGGACGCUUUUCGGUACAUGCAGCAGGGCAAGCACAUUGGCAAGAUUGUGAUUGAGGUCCGCGACCCCUCAGGAAAGCUGUUGCUCGAGAGCGUCGACGCUACCAAAAAGAUAGGCGCUGGGCUCGACGGAGCGGCGUCGUAUCUACUCGUUGGUGGUCUCGGUGGGCUGGGCCGCUCCAUGUCGGUGUGGAUGGCACAGCGGGGAGCGCGGAACUUCACCUUCUUAUCUCGGAGUGCAGGCGGUGGCACGCACGAUGCCGACUUUGUCGCCGAGCUCGAAAGCAUGGGAUGCACUGUCCAGCUUGUACGUGGAGACGUGACCAACCCCACCGAUGUUGUGCGUGCGGUAGACGGAACUGUCGCGCCAUUGCGGGGAAUCGUCCAGAUGUCCAUGGUCCUCCGCGACCAGAUGUUUGAGGGGAUGAGCGUCGAGGACUGGAACGCUGUCACGCGCCCUAAGGUCCAGGGCACCUGGAAUCUUCACAAUGCGACGACAGCGAGUGGGUGCGAGCUGGACUUCUUCCUCUUGUUCAGCUCGCUAUCAGGCAUUGUUGGCCAGGUCGGACAGGCCAACUACGCGAGCGGCAACACGUUCCUGGAUGCAUUUGUGCUGUAUCGCGCCAGUCAGAAUCUUCCCUGCACAGCAAUCGACCUGGGAGCUAUGGAGGGCGUCGGCUACCUGUCCGACAACCUGGAUCUUCUCAAGAAGAUGCAUGGCACCGGCUGGAGUGUUGUGCAGGAAACGGAGCUCCUCGACGCUCUGCCUCUCGCCUUCAUGUCUCCAGCCACGCGCAGCCAACGCAAACGAGACAUGACAACUGGCGACACCUUCCUACUCGGUCUAGCGCCAACGAUACCCUUGAGCAGCCCAGGAAGUAGUUCUCGGCUGAAACGGGACGUCCGGAUCGCCGUUUACCACAACAUGGGCAGUGGCAGCACCAAGGUCACCAGCUCCGCACCCGAUGUAUUGGGCGAUUUCCUCGCAACCGUCAAGAAGGAUCCAAGCCUUCUGAGGUCCACCGAGACUAUAGAGCUGCUAGCAAUCGAGGUCGGAAAGAAGCUGUGCAGCCUGGUCCUAGCAGAUGACACCGAUCUCGAAAUUUCCGCGAACAUGGCUGAUCUUGGCUUGGAUUCAUUGGUGGCUGUUGAGAUGCGGGGCUGGUGGAAGCUGACGUUUGGAUUUGACAUUAGCACUCUGGACAUGUUGAGCUUGGGGACGCUAGAGGCGAUGGGCAAACGUAUUGCUGAUGAACUCAUCACGAAGUUCGACGCGUAGCGGGGGAUACUGGUUUGUAUGGUAGCUUGUUUUACUUUUUUUAAAGCUAGGUGUCUGAUGAAUUUUAUUCCAUAUCUAC